CAUUGCUUGGCUGAAGGAAACUUUUCUAUAAGGUCAUGUCGUUUCGAGGAUAGCUUUUCUCCUAGGAAUUCCAUCUGUUAUCUCUUUGUUGCGAUUACGAUGGGCUUGUCUUCGCUUAUAGUUUGGCCUUGGAGUUGCCUUUUGUUGGUUACGACUAUUGUUUCGUCAACUCCUUUCAACCGCAUUGUUGAUACCCCUAGUCCACUUAUCAACAUCGAGUUUGAACAACAAUGCCCAUUGAAGUAUAGUUCAGGGAAGGCUGCCAAGGUCACGGAAUGGCGCCCAUGGACGCAAGAGCCGGUAUGUGUGGGCCCAAAGUCAAACAAGACACUACAACACUGCGCUUUCAUCAAAGAAGACUUUCGGGGGAACAAAGUUCUUCUCGUAAUCACAAGCCCAGAGGUUGCAGCCGGUCAUGUCAGUCUCGUUGAGGAUUUUGACACCCAAUCGGCGAGUACUCAACCUUCACCUGAUUCUGCCGACCCACUCCCCUUCGAUGAUGAGACGAUACCGGGUAAAGGUUUAGGAGCUGUCGCAAACAUCCGCAUCCGCGCGGGGGAUGUCAUCUUGAGGGAACACCCUGUCGUUGUGCAAUUGGCGCAAGUAUCUGAGCCGAUUAGCUGGAUGCAGGCUCUGUGGGUGUUAGAGGAGGGCUUCAUUCGGCUGCCGAGAGAGGAUCAGCAAAGAGUGUUUGAACUUUCUAGGAGCACCGGGGGCCAUGUUCUGGAAGAUAUCAUCCGAACAAACACAUUUGGCGCAAGUUUCAAUAACGUUGCCCACCUUGGACUGUUUCCAAAGGUCGCGAGAAUCAAUCAUGCUUGUAAGCCCAAUGCAAUAACCCGCUUCUCGCCCCGGACAUUGGAACUAGAAAUCGUGGCGUACAAAGACAUCUUGCCGGGCGAGGAACUAAGCAUCAGUUACUCGAUGCUAAACAUGCUGUACCAAGACCGGCAAAAGGCUCUUCAAGAGUGGGGUUUCAACUGCACCUGCGUGCUCUGUAGUUCCUCUCCCGAAGUGCUGGCCAUCUCAGAUGCUUACCGCAGACGGCUGUCGGAGAUCUUCUCGGAGCUCGAGGACCCAGUCAUCGCAGGCUCGCCGUCUUUGGUGGCGGAGCUGAUCGACGAGCUUGAAGAUAUCCUGGUGAAAGAAGAGUUGACGGCGCAGGCGGGCGAGUUCUAUGGCAUAGUUGCUGGGGUGUACCGUAACAUGGGGGAGAUGGAGUUAAGUAAGAAGUAUGCAAAGUUGGCGGUGGAGAAGCUGGUGGUCUUUGCGGGGUACGACGACGAGAGGACGGUAAGGGCAAGGGAAGUUCUUCUGGAAUUUGGGGGAACGCAACUCGGCACGGGGUAA
Molecule: messenger RNA, 1350 nt
Organism: Colletotrichum abscissum
Lineage: Eukaryota; Fungi; Ascomycota; Sordariomycetes; Glomerellales; Glomerellaceae
Exons: 4
Molecular function (GO): protein binding
Source: RefSeq, a predicted model, not a curated record